Messenger RNA from Colias croceus (clouded yellow), 2650 nucleotides. RefSeq lists its product as uncharacterized. Bases 182 to 1081 code for a protein of 299 amino acids. The transcript is spliced from 2 exons. Lineage: Eukaryota; Metazoa; Arthropoda; Insecta; Lepidoptera; Pieridae. The record is from RefSeq and is a predicted model, not a curated record.
UACGCGCACGGCACACGCCGCAGAGGCGGCAGAGGACGUUAGCCCGCACGACGUGACAGACGCGUUCGUUUGUAAGCAGCAAUCUACUUAAAAUCGUGGCAGGUGUCGGUACCGUCAUGUGUGUGUAAAGUGAAGUUUUGUGCCAAUUCAGUUUCCUGUUUUCGGAUUGUUACAUUCAAAUAUGGGUGAAUCGUUGCUGAAAGAGGAUCCCCUCUCCAGGAUCCAGAGAGAAAUCAUUGAAGUCACGGAGAGGGAAAGGGAGUUCAAGGAGGGCCAUUUCAGAAUAAAUAGGCUCCUGUCAGAGUCCACCAUUGAUGUAAACAAACAAAACGGCCACGUCAAUGGCAAUGGCAUCGAUAAACCUGGGAAAACUUUAAAUAGAGCUGUGUCCACUUCACAUCUACUAGGGCCUAUAGCACCGUCACCUCCUACUACGCCCGCGCUCCUGAAUACAAACGGCUACACGCGUAGAUUUACGCCUCAAAAUGGGACAAAAGGCUUGAUGCAAAGGUUUAUCGCAAGUAAGGGUAAAAUGCCAGCUACCUCGCCUGGCGCUCCAACAUCCCCUACCGCGCUUGUAACUACGCCCUUUCCACCGGCGCCGAUCGUUCCAAUCGUGCCCGCCGUCGCACCUGCGGCUAUAACCCGCACGCCUGAGGGCAAACCAGUGAGAAAAGGUUACGUUCCAGUCGAAGAAAAAAUACAAAAGGAGCUCCAAGAGAUGAAAAAUAGGGAACACGAAUUAAAGAAAAUGAGAAAGAAACAAAAGCCGUUCGAUUUAGAGCUCAGUGAUAAUGAAACGACUUCGGAAUCAGAGGAUGAAGAAAUCCCGAUGCCGGGAAAAUUGAAAGCGACAAAAUCGAUAGGCGAAUUAUACGAGGCAUUGAAUGAAGAUCUAAGGUCGCCAUCUCCGAGAAAUAGUUCCGGGCACGACUCUCUCGGUAGCUUGAAGCCGGCGAAAUCGUUGGCGGAGCUGUGCGAGUUGAGUCCAGGACAAGAGUUCUUAGCUCCGAGCUCGACGCGCCUGAUAGCCCAAUGGGAAUCCAUGAUUCAACAAAAGCAAGAAGCGGGCGCGGCCUAAAUCGCCGGGAUGUACGGUUAAAGCGUGUGAUGCCAAAACUGCAUCGUAAAUAAAAAUCGGUGGACUGGAAACGUGUGGUGGGUGAGCUCGCAUGCAAAGCGCGUCAUGUGGACAGUGUAACGGACGCCAGUUGGCAUUUCGUGAUCGUUAAACUCCAACAUCCUAACGGUCUGUGCCCGAGUGAAACAGUUCGAUUUCUCAUUUUUUCGGCCAAUCGAUUGUGAAGCAAUUAAUUUUCUCCGCGAACAAUGCAAAUGAUGGUUAUCCGUAACGUCUAUUAAUAUGCUGGAAAGCCGAUACGCGCGGCAUAUGGUGUGAGAUAGUUUCAUCCCAUUGUUUAGUAUUUCUAGUGUAUUCAAGAGGUUUUUAAGAAGCUUUCCCGGCGCAAUGCGUCUUAGCGUUAGCAAGUGAAGAGAAGCCUCAAUCGUCGUGGGAAAUUGGGAAAUGUAAGAAUAGCUGUGACCUUGAUACGCUCGCUUUGUAUAAUAAAAACUAUUUCAAAAGUUUUUGAAACAAAUUUCUACCCCUUUAAUAUUUCCAUGUAUAUGUCUAUCAAUUCCGUUUCGCCACAAAUCACGCUUUAUAAUUUUGAUGUAGUUUAUUGAAUACGUUGUAGGUAAAUCAUUUGCUUUCUUUCAUCUUUUAUCACAUGUCUUCAAUAAGCGAUGGCAGUCCAAUGUUGCCUGAUUGCACUCAGAUGCGUGAUUGUUAUGCAUAAUUCAUUAUUCAAUUGCGACAUACUUUCACGUUUCAUGUAUGACCUUCUCUAAGACUAAUCUUAUUUUGAACUCUUAUAUGUUCACUCUUAUUUCCAACUAUUUUAUUCUUAUACACACUAAUGAUAUUUGUUUCAAAAACACAUUUUUCUAAAAGAUGAUGCAAAGUACUUAAAGUUUCCUAUUUAUAAAAUUCUAUAUACUUAGAUAUAAGCGCGUGUUCUAGGCCUCGCUAAUAAAAAAAAAUUCUUAGCCAAUGAAUUUACUUGUAAAUUAGUGUAUUAAUACGAAAAAACGUUGAUCGUUGAAAUAGAGUGCCUUAUUUUAUGUAGCGUGUAGCACAAGUUUUAAUACUUUUUUAUCAAUGACAAUUUAUGUUCUAUUAUAAAUCGUUCAUUCGUCGAUGGCAACUCUAUCUUUUGUAUAUUGUAUAUUUAUGAAUUAUUAAUAUAACUAAUAAUAUUUUAUCAGUGAUACAGUCACUAAAUGUUAUUGAAAUGAUUAUUAUAAUAUCGAAUUAAUGUAAAAAACAAACAGAUUGAUAAAAAUAAACGUGACGGUCGUUUAAUCAAGUCAGUAUCUUAUCAAUGCCAGAUACAGUUCGAGAAAUAGGUAAUUAUUGUUGAAGUAUAUUAAAAUUCUAUAAAUUAAAAUACAAGAUUGCAUAUAUUUUUUAAGAAAUUUGAAUGGAUUCUAUAUAAUUGUAUAAAUAAAUGAAGUAAUCCUUAUCGAUAUUGUAAAUCUCUGAAAACGUUGUAUUGCGUUAAGAGGGAAAGUAGAUCAAAAUUAAAUGCAAUGGCGCUGUUACAACGAAGCGCUAGUUUAUGUACAAUUAUGUUGACAAUAAGAUAAA